Dovyalis caffra is the source of this 1764-nucleotide messenger RNA. Lineage: Eukaryota; Viridiplantae; Streptophyta; Magnoliopsida; Malpighiales; Salicaceae. The record is from the annotation of a GenBank genome assembly.
AUGGAGGAAGAUGAUAACUAUGUGGAGUUUGUUCCUGUGGCGAAGCGUCGAGCAUUGGCAGCUCAAAUGAUUCUUCAGAGAAGGGGAAAUUCCUCUGCUUUAGAGGAUGAACUUGAAAAAUCCAAACUUGCAGAAGCCAAGCCCAGCCUCCUGGUCAAAGCGUCUCAGCUCAAGCGCGACCAACCUGAAAUUAGUCAGGCAGAGCAGAUUGUGCAACAAGAAAAAGAAAUGAUAGAACAUCUGUCUGAUAGGAAAACUCUCAUGUCAGUUCGUGAAUUGGCCAAGGGAAUUACAUAUACUGAGCCAUUGUUGACAGGAUGGAAACCGCCGCUUCCCAUCAGGAGAAUGUCCAGAAAGGAAUGUGAUGCAAUUCGAAAACAGUGGCAUAUAAUAGUUGAUGGUGAAAACAUUCCUCCACCAAUUAAGAAUUUCAAAGAUAUGAGGUUUCCUGAGCCUAUUUUGAAAAUGCUAAAAGCCAAAGGGAUUGUGCAGCCUACUCCUAUUCAGGUGCAAGGUCUUCCUGUCAUCUUAACAGGAAGGGACAUGAUUGGGAUUGCCUUUACUGGAUCUGGGAAGACUCUUGUUUUUGUGCUUCCGUUGAUUAUGAUUGCUUUACAGGAAGAGAUUAUGAUGCCCAUUAUGCCUGGAGAAGGCCCCGUUGGUUUGAUUGUCUGUCCAUCAAGAGAACUUGCCAGACAAACUUAUGAAGUUGUGGAACAAUUUUUGAUUCCCAUGAGAGAGGCUGGGUAUCCAGAACUGAGGCCAUUGCUAUGUAUUGGUGGAGUGGAUAUGAGGUCACAGUUGGAGGUUGUAAAGAAGGGUGUGCACAUUGUAGUUGCAACUCCUGGAAGGUUGAAGGACAUGUUAGCAAAGAAGAAAAUGAGCCUGGAUAACUGCAGGUACUUGACAUUGGAUGAAGCGGAUAGAUUAGUGGAUUUGGGCUUUGAAGAUGACAUAAGGGAAGUCUUCGACCACUUCAAAGCUCAAAGGCAAACUCUUUUAUUCUCUGCCACCAUGCCCACAAAAAUUCAGAAUUUUGCUAGAAGUGCUCUUGUGAUGCCUGUCACGGUUAAUGUGGGAAGAGCUGGGGCAGCAAACCUUGAUGUGAUUCAGGAGGUUGAGUAUGUAAAACAGGAGGCAAAGAUUGUUUACCUUCUUGAAUGCCUACAGAAAACACCACCUCCUGUAUUAGUAUUUUGUGAGAACAAAGCUGAUGUGGAUGACAUUCAUGAGUAUCUCCUCUUGAAGGGAGUUGAGGCUGUGGCCAUUCAUGGAGGCAAAGACCAGGAAGAGAGAGAGUAUGCAAUUUCAUCAUUUAAAGCAGGCAAGAAAGAUGUCUUGGUUGCAACUGAUGUCGCUUCAAAAGGCUUGGAUUUUCCUGACAUUCAACAUGUAAUUAACUAUGACAUGCCUGCUGAAAUUGAAAACUAUGUACAUAGGAUUGGACGAACAGGAAGAUGCGGUAAGACUGGAAUUGCCACAACCUUUAUAAACAAAAACCAGAGUGAGACAACACUUCUUGAUCUGAAGCACCUAUUGCAAGAAGCGAAGCAGAGGAUUCCUCCUGUUUUGGCUGAGCUAAGUGAUCCAAUGGAAGAUGGAGACACAAUUAAUACUGCAAGUGGAGUUAAAGGAUGUGCUUAUUGUGGUGGUCUUGGUCACCGCAUCCGUGAUUGCCCCAAGUUGGAGCAUCAAAGAAGCCAGCAACUUGCCAACUCCAGAAGAGAUUAUUUCGGUUCUGGUGGUUAUAGGGGAGAAAUUUGA